Molecule: messenger RNA, 726 nt
Organism: Indicator indicator
Lineage: Eukaryota; Metazoa; Chordata; Aves; Piciformes; Indicatoridae
Gene: TPD52
Product: tumor protein D52
Exons: 6
Coding region: 1-726 (241 amino acids)
Biological process (GO): B cell differentiation
Cellular component (GO): cytoplasm
Source: RefSeq, a predicted model, not a curated record
AUGGAUCUGUAUGAGGAUUACAAAUCACCCUUUGAUUUCAAUGCUGGAGUGAACAGAAACUAUCUCUAUCUGUCGCCUAGCAUAAACCUUUCUCCACCUGGAUCACCUACGCUGGCCAAGUCUGGGCUGCUGAGAAGUGACUCUAUACCUGAGGUUGGAGAGGAUGCUGCAGCAACAGCUGGUAUGGCAGAAACACUCUCAGAAGAAGAACAGGAUGAGCUAAAGAAAGAGCUUGCUAAGGUAGAAGAAGAAAUCCAGACACUCUCACAAGUGCUGGCUGCCAAAGAGAAGCACCUAGCAGAAAUCAAGAGGAAGCUGGGAAUUAACUCUUUACAGGAGCUAAGGCAGAACAUUACCAAAAGCUGGCAAGAUGUUACAGCAACCACAGCCUACAAGAAAACAUCAGAAACCCUUUCUCAGGCUGGCCAGAAGGCUUCUGCUGCUUUUUCAUCUGUUGGUUCAGUCAUAACCAAGAAGUUUGAAGAUGUCAGAAAUUCUCCUACUUUCAAAUCCUUUGAGGAAAAAGUUGAAAACUUAAAGGUUCCUUCGGAAAAGAGAGAAUCCUUUGCAUCCAUGUUGAGACGCUCUCCUUUAAUUCAGAUGGGACCUGCCAAAGAUAAAAUUGUCUUUGGUCAAAUAUUCCACAUUGUAGAAGAUGACCUUUAUAUAGAUUUUGGUGGCAAGUUUCACUGCGUGUGCAAAAGACCAGAAGUAGAUGGAAAGUAA